AUGGAGGCCCUAAUGGAACCGACCGAGCCCCCCACAUGGAAGUUGUUUGUAGAUGGGUCUUCAGGAGAGGCUGGCACGGGGACAGGAAUCGUGUUGGAAAGCCCAGAAGGCCAUUUUCUAAAUUGUGCUGUGAGAUUCGGCUUUAGAGCCUCGAACAACGCAGUCGAAUAUGAGGCCCUUCUGGCAGGUCUAAGGCUCGCUAAGGAAAUGCAGGUCAGGAAGCUCCUAGCAAGCAGCGAUUCUCAGCUCAUAGUAAAUCAGGUAAAUGGGGAUUUCGCAGCCAAAGAUGGUAACAUGCUCGCAUACUUGAAGCUGGUUUUGGACAUAAUUCCCCAUUUCGAAAGGUUCGAACUGACUCAAGUCCCCCGCCUAGAAAAUUCCCAUGCAGAUGCCCUCUCAAAGUUAGCCAGCAGCAUGGACUCAGAGCUUCUAAGCAUCGUCCCCAUUGAGCACUUAUCGAGGCCCUCCACCUUCGAAGGCGAAGAGUUACCGUGGAUAGAAGGCACCCCCUUGUGGAUGCAGCCCAUAAUCACGUAUCUGAAGGAGCAAACACUGCCUGCUUCCAGAGGCGAGGUAAGAAAAUUUAGAAGAAGGGCUGCACACUUCGUCCUUCAAGAAGACAUCCUUUACAAGAGAGGUUUCGCUUCGCCCCUUCUUCGAUGUGUGGACGGCAAGAGGCCACAUACAUACUCAGAGAGAUACAUGAAGGGAUCUGCGGAAAUCACUCCGGAGGGACGGGGAAGCUCAACUUUCGCCAUUGUCGCCAUCGACUACUUCACUAAGUGGGUCGAGGCAGAACCCCUUGCCCGAAUCACCGAGGCCAAUACUACGAAGUUCGUUUGGAAAAACGUCAUUUGCAGAUUCGGCAUCCCCCACUCCAUUGCAAAUGGACAGGUUGAAGCAGUGAACAAAACUAUCAAGCACACCCUGAAAAGGAAACUGGAUGCCUCGAAAGGCACCUGGGUUGACGAACUCCCCCACGUCCUCUGGGCCAUCAGAACGACUUGCCGGACUGCAACCGGCGAGACCCCAUUUUCCAUGACCUACGGAGCCGAAGCAAUGAGUCCGGUCCAAGUUGGGGUCCCAUCACAUCGACGGAUACAUUUCAAUGAGAUCAGCAACGAUGAGGCGCGCAUAAGUGAACUACACCUCCUUGAGGAAAAGAGAGACGCUUCCCAAAUGACCUUGGCAAAAUAUCAUCGCAAGAUGACCCACUUUUACAACUCCAAGGUCAGAAACAGAACUCUCCGCUUGGGCGACCUCGUCCUCAAAAGAGUUUUUCAAUCUUCAAAACCAACCGGGUCAGGAGUUUUUGGCCCGAACUGGGAAUGCCCUUACCGCAUUCGGGGGAAUCCCGACCUGCUAGGUAAUAGUUUCUUCAGUUCUUCGGAAGGUUCAUUUGAGCGAUCCGAUCGUCAAUUAUUAGCUGAUUACCAAGCGGUUCCUCGUGUUUCGCCAAUUGCGGACCGGUUCACAAUUGUUAACUGA
Messenger RNA from Olea europaea var. sylvestris, 1488 nucleotides. RefSeq lists its product as uncharacterized. Gene Ontology annotation, molecular function: nucleic acid binding; RNA-DNA hybrid ribonuclease activity. The coding region runs from base 1 to 1488 and encodes 495 amino acids. The record is from RefSeq and is a predicted model, not a curated record. The transcript has 5 exons. Lineage: Eukaryota; Viridiplantae; Streptophyta; Magnoliopsida; Lamiales; Oleaceae.